AUAGGCUUUUUUAAGUUUGGGCAAGGACACAGGGGCCCCAUGAUCCCCUAUUGCCCGGGGGCCCCAUGAGUUGUCAGUCCGCCCCUGCUUUGGGGUCAUUAUCAUGUUGGAAUACUGCCCUGCGGCCCAAGGUGGUGAUACGUUUUUGUAGUUGUGCAAAAGGAAGGUAUUCUUAUAUGUAUGUAUAUGUAUCCUCUUAUAUAUUUAAUUACUUAGUUUAUUUAGAUGCACGUUCAUUUGGGCACAUCAUGCACCUUACAUGUGCAUAUUCAUGUGCACACACAUCUUUAAUACCAUCUCUCUUUUCCCUUUGG
Molecule: messenger RNA, 314 nt
Organism: Staurois parvus
Lineage: Eukaryota; Metazoa; Chordata; Amphibia; Anura; Ranidae
Source: the annotation of a GenBank genome assembly